Daldinia caldariorum is the source of this 1233-nucleotide messenger RNA. RefSeq lists its product as uncharacterized. The coding region runs from base 1 to 1233 and encodes 410 amino acids. NCBI's taxonomy places the organism in Eukaryota, Fungi, Ascomycota, Sordariomycetes, Xylariales, Hypoxylaceae. The transcript is spliced from 3 exons. The record is from RefSeq and is a predicted model, not a curated record.
AUGGCUACUAAAUCAGCAGCAGCAGCACUCUUAUAUCAUAAGCCGCCUAUAGAUACCUACCUAGAUAAUCACCACCGAGAAGCUAUGGUGGAGUCGGAACCGGUAGUUGCGACUUCGUUCCCGCGAUUUCCAGACCUGCCGGCGGAGCUGCGGCAUCUCGUAUGGCACUUCGCCCUGCCGCGCCGCGUCUUCGAGAUCCGGAGCGAAACGAUAUCGAUCCGGCGGGACGGCGAGGCCAACGUUUCCGAGGAGCUCGACCACGACCCCUGGCGGUCCCGCGGCUCCGACCUGGUAGCCGUGAUCCUGGCGCCGCCGCCCUUGCUCUCGGUGAACCGCGAGGCGAGGCGCUUCGCCCAGCGGACCGGGUCGUGGAAGUUCGUCGGCAGCCACCCGCGCGGCGUGUGCCGCGUGUUCAAGCAGAUGACGUGGUUCGACCCGUCGGCCGACACCCUGUGCUUCGACGACUCCGUGUUCCAGCACAUCCGGGGCUACGUCACGGAGCAGAACGGCCUCGUCAUGGAGCACGUCAACAACCCGGCCGUCACCAGGUUCUACUUCGGCAGCUCCCCCGCGAGCCCCGUCUGCGUGAGCCUCGCGGCCCUGUCGGGCACUUUGGGCAAGUUCUUAGUCGAGCAGUGGAAGCGCAAGCGAGGCUUCUGGUCCGGCGUGCCGCGCUAUCUGUUCUACCACGAUAACAUACUGAUGCACCUUGGCAGAUCGGCCAGGGUGCGAGCGCUUUUUGGAGAGGGGGUUGAUAGGUGUUACACCCUUCUCGUUAAUGCUCGUGAUCGUGAGAAGCUAAGGCAACUGAGAGAGUUGUACGUGGAAGAGUCUGAUCCGACAUACUUCCAGCGGAGAACGGCAGAUUGGCUUGAAGGUAUCGUAGAUGCGGAUGAGAAGUAUGUUGAAAACUCCUACAACGAUCUAAGAGACGUUUGGAUCAAAGCCCAGGACGACGUUCCAUCCUCGUCUCUCCUCGUCUCGCCGGAUCAUAGGGUCCAGGUGAGGUCGCUCAUAGACCCUGGAGCCGUCCUUCACGCCGUACAACAAUUCGACCAGAACCACUCCUGGUGCCGUGAGAUCGUAAAGGCCAUGCCUCGCAUGGAACUCGUGGUCCACUUCCGGCUUUGCAUCACAAAUCACGAUAAUGAAUACCGGAAGAAGAAACUUAAACUUCUUGGAAAAGAAGACCCGUCGGUAAUAAAAACUAACUCGGACACGGAACGGCCAUAG